GGGCACAGCGGGCACACGCCGGGCCGACAAACCAUGACGAGCAUCCCGAAAGCGGCGGCGGGCACCCGGGCGCCCGCUUUGGAAACGCCGCCCCGGCGUCGUCAGCGGGUCGCCGUCAUCGGUGCGGGCGCCAGCGGCCUGACCGCGGUCAAGGCAUGUCUCGAAGAAGGCCUGGACGUCGUCUGUUACGAGCGCACGGACGUGCUCGCGGGCCUGUGGCACUACACGGAGACCGUGGAGCGCGGCCGCGCCUGCGUCAUGCGCUCGACGGUGAUCAACUCGAGCAAGGAGAUGUCCGCCUUCAGCGACUUCCCGCCGGACGACAAGCUGCCCAAUUACAUGCACAACUCACACAUGGCGCGCUACAUUGUCGACUACGGAAGCCGCAGCGGCGCCAUCGAAAAGGUGCGCCUCCGGCACGAAGUGGCCGACGUGCGGCCCACCAGACCGGGCUGCGAGGACACGACCUGGACGCUCCGGGUCAGAAGGCUGGACUGCCGCGAAGGCGAAGACCAGGAGUUCGUGGAAGAGAGGGACGCCGUCAUGUUGUGCACGGGACACCACGCGCACCCACUGUGGCCCCGGUUCAAGGGUCUGGGCGACGAGCGAGGCGAGGGCAGGGUAUUCGCGGGACGUGUGAUGCACUCGCAGGACUACCGGACUUCACGAGGAUUCGAAGACCGCCAGGUGCUCAUCGUUGGCGUGGGCAAUUCGGCCGGAGACUUGGCCGUCGAGCUGGGAGGCGUCGCUGAACAGGUGUGGUUGAGCACCCGUCGCGGCUCGUGGGUGAUCGGCCGCGUGGGACCGCGGGGUCGACCGUUCGAUGCGUACUACCAGACGCGGCUGCUGAACACAUUCAUGCACCUGCUGCCGUACGAGCUGAUCUGCCUCAUCUGCGAGAGCGCCAUCAAUCAGCGUUUCGACCACACCGCCUACCGGCUGAAACCCAAGCACCGCAUCUUCGGCCAGCACCCAAUGGUCAACGACGCCCUGCCCAACCGCAUACUGUCCGGCACAGUGUGCAUCAAAGGUCAAGUGAAGGAAUUCACGGCAGACGGCGUGCUCUUCGAGGACGACCCCCUGGGUACCGAACCCCUUCAUGUCGACGACGUCAUCCUGGCGACCGGCUACCGCGUCUCCUUCCCGUACAUGGCGCCCGGCGUGCUGGACGUGUCCGAUGACAACCAGGUCGCCGUGUACCGGCUGGUGUUCCCACCGGAGCGACCGGGGCUCGCUCUCAUCGGACUGGCGCAGCCCAUCGGUGCCCUGCUGCCCAUCUCCGAGCUGCAGAGCCGCUGGGCUGCCAGGGUGUUCGCCGGCAAAGCGACUCUGCCCAGUACGAAGGACAUGUGGCGACAGGUGAACGAGUACCAGGAGCGUUGCAGGCAACGCUACUACCAGGAGCCCCGACACACGCUACAGGUCGACUGGAUCGACUACCUAGAUGAGCUGGCCAACGAAAUCGGCGUCAAGCCUAACCUGGCGCGCCUCGCCCUCAAAGACCCACAGCUCGCAUACCGGCUGCUGAUCGGGCCCAGCCUGUCGUACCAGUAUCGUCUACAAGGACCGCACAGUUGGCCCGGGGCGCGGGACGCCAUCUUGGGUUACGAACAGCGCGUGCGCAGCGCGCUCUGCACGGGGCCCGAUUUUACCGCCACGAGGGACGGAAAGGGGGCGCUGCUUACCAAGCCCAGCGUCGAGUUCCUACUGCUCAUCACCAUAGCCGUGCUGUUCUUCUCGUGGCUCCUGUCCAGCGGCUUCUUCUUCCCCGAGUCCUGGUCGCCUGCUCUACGUGUUUGACGAGUGAUAUCAGACUGACUCAGUACAUUCACAUCGGAAUGAGUGUAUACAAGUUACUUCGUCUCUGUAAAGAGACUAUAAUUUAAUGCUUCUCACUAUGGUGCUGGAAACACCUUAUUAAAAGAU
Molecule: messenger RNA, 1926 nt
Organism: Rhipicephalus sanguineus (brown dog tick)
Lineage: Eukaryota; Metazoa; Arthropoda; Arachnida; Ixodida; Ixodidae
Product: flavin-containing monooxygenase 5
Exons: 5
Coding region: 34-1800 (588 amino acids)
Molecular function (GO): N,N-dimethylaniline monooxygenase activity; flavin adenine dinucleotide binding; NADP binding
Source: RefSeq, a predicted model, not a curated record